Messenger RNA from Pseudozyma flocculosa PF-1, 1221 nucleotides. RefSeq lists its product as uncharacterized. The coding region runs from base 1 to 1221 and encodes 406 amino acids. Gene Ontology annotation, biological process: ubiquinone biosynthetic process. The record is from RefSeq and is a predicted model, not a curated record. Gene Ontology annotation, molecular function: methyltransferase activity. Lineage: Eukaryota; Fungi; Basidiomycota; Ustilaginomycetes; Ustilaginales; Ustilaginaceae. The transcript is spliced from 2 exons.
AUGGCGCUCCGGUCGCCCCUCUCCAGCUCGGUGAGGUCCCUCCUCGCCUCGUCUGGCCCCUCGACCUCUUCUGCCGGCGCAGCGGCAGCAGCAGCAGCAGCCGCUUCAGCCUCAUCGAGAGCCACGGCCGCCAGGAUGACGGUGCGCAGCUACUCUGACCGGCCACCGUCGGGCCCCAUCCCGCCGCCCCACGCCGCAUCAUCAUCGCCCUCUGCCUCGUCGUCGUCGUCGGCCUCGACCCCCUCGUCCUCGGCCUCUUCGUCGGCGUCCGACCAGACGCACUUUGGGUUCAAGACGAUCCCGUCUUCGGAAAAGGAGACGCUCGUCGGUUCCGUCUUUUCCUCGGUGGCGUCCAAGUACGACGUCAUGAACGACGCCAUGUCGCUCGGCAUCCACCGGCUGUGGAAGGACCACUUUGUCCAGAAGCUCGACCCGCGCGGCGGCAUCAAAGUCCUCGACGUCGCCGGCGGCACGGGCGACAUUGCGCUCCGCAUCCUCGACCACGCCCGCACCGCCCACUACGACCGCGAGACGAGCGUCACGGUGCUCGACAUCAACCCCUCGAUGCUCGUCGAGGGCCAGAAGCGCUUCAAGCAGUCCAUGUACUGGAACACGCCCCAGGUCUCGUUCCAGCUUGGAAACGCAGAGAACCUCGCCGCAACCAUGGACGUACCCCCGCUCCCCGCGCGCGGCCCCAACAGCAAGCAGCCCCUCCUGCCGCAGCUCGAGAGCAAGCCCAUCGCCGACCAGUCCAUCGACCUCUACACCAUCGCCUUUGGCAUCCGCAACUGCACCCACAUCGACCGCGUCCUCCAGGAGGCCUACCGCGUCCUCAAGCCCGGCGGCGUAUUUGCCUGCCUCGAAUUUGGCAAGGUCACCGUCCCGCUCCUCGCCCAAAUCUACCGACAGUACUCGUUCAACUUCAUCCCGCCGCUGGGACAGCUGCUGGCGGGGGACAGGGAGAGCUACCAGUACCUGAUCGAGUCGAUUGAGCGCUUCCCGACGCAGCCCAACUUUGCGCGCAUGAUUCGCGACGCCGGCUUCCACCUGCCCGGGUCGCCCGCCGCCACGUCGCUCGGCUUCCCCGCUAUCCAGUCGUCGCUCCUCGGCGGCGGUGGACCCGCCGCCGCCGCACCCAGGGACGAGGACCGCGACGUCCUGGGCGCUUGGGAGGACUUGAGCCUCGGUAUCGCCAGCAUCUGGAUGGGCGUCAAGGUCUGA